Messenger RNA from Anneissia japonica, 6391 nucleotides. RefSeq lists its product as uncharacterized. Lineage: Eukaryota; Metazoa; Echinodermata; Crinoidea; Comatulida; Comatulidae. The record is from RefSeq and is a predicted model, not a curated record. The coding region runs from base 270 to 794 and encodes 174 amino acids. The transcript is spliced from 7 exons.
UUUUCAGCCGAAACAAUUUCACACAAGUAGCAUCAGGAGCUAUAAGAAAAGACUCACUUGUUGUGAAUCUGGAUCUUAGCAAUAACAAAAUUGCUAAAUUGAAUAACAGAUCUUUUGAUGGAGCUAAAUAUCUUGAAACAAUAAACCUUGCUGAUAAUCAACUUAAAGUUUUAGCUGAUAAUACUUUCAAAAAUUUAAGGAACCUAACAAAUUUGGACCUAAGUGGCAAUGUAUUAGAAAGUUUCACUGCUGUAUCUUUUGAACCAAACAUGACAAAGAUGAAAAAACUGUUGCUGCGUGAUAACAAAUUGACCACCCUUAUUCAUAUGAACUCGAUUUUCCCAAACCUACAGGAAAUAGACCUCAGUGGAAAUAAUUUGACAUGUGAUGUUAAUAUGGAAUGGAUACCAACAUGGCUUGAAAUAGAAGGCAAUAGCAUUAAGGGCACAUGUUAUUUACCUGCUAAGCUGCAAGGAAGAACUCUUGAUUCCAUUCUACCACAGCAGUUUAUUGAUCCUACCUUUCUACCAAUUACACCAACUUCUAAGCCACCUGAUAAAACAACUAAGAUGGAGUCAACAUUAAAACAGAGGAUUCCAGAAAAAUCUGGAACAAAUGCUGCUGCCAUUGUUUUGCCAAUCCUCAUUAUCCUACUGUUAGUGAUGGUGGGCGCUGUUCUAUUCUGGAAGAAGUACUGGCAGCCACGGCAUGAAGACGAGAAAAAGUACAGCGCAGUUAGCAGGGAAGGAAAUACAGGCAAUCGUGUUUACAGUGAUGUAACAACAGAUUUAUAAUUGGUAGUAUGGAUGUCUUUUACUCCAGCUUUGAACAAACAUGUACAGUAGCUGGUGAUAUCAUACACUGUACCAAGUUUUUUACAUUGCUUGCUUGCAGAUCUCAAGAGCUAAGAGCUGUAUUCUAUUGUGAAGAUAUUCAACUUGUUACCCUUUCCAAGUUACUAAUCUCAUUGUUAUACUGGUUCUGAUAUUGGUAUAGUGUGUGCUGUUGAGACACCAUUCAUUCUUUAAUCAUUUUAGAUAUGAUUAAGGGAAAACAUUUUACUAAUUGUGUAUACUUCAGUGAUGAAUGAACUGUCGGAUUCUUAAAAUGUGCAAUGUAUUUUAUAUGAUAAUCCAAUAAUUUUAAUUGUAAUUGUUUAAACUGAAAGCAGCAUUUUAAUGAUUCAGACAAAUAAUUUCUUGUGAAGCCCACUGACAAAAAGUAACUGAAUAAAUUCAAGAUUUGUAAAUUAAAAGAUUUGAUGCACAAGAUAAAAUCUCUUUAAACCUUCAAGAAUAACAUUCAAUGAAAUUGCAGCAUGAAUAUUACAGCAUUACUUUCAAAGGGUACAGUGACAAGGUGUGAUAUGAUGGUGUCAACAUUUUAUUAAUUUUUUCCGCUCUUUGUUUAUAUAGUUUGUUGUUUAUGUGGUUUUUUUUAUGGUCUGUAAUUUUUAUUUUAUAAGGUGUGAUGAUCUGUAAUUUUUUUGUGUGUGUGGUUGAUGAGGUAGAGAUUUUAUAAGGUGUGAUGAUCUGUAAUGGUUUUUUUUCUGUGAUUAAUGAUUUAGAGAUUUUAUAAGGUGUAAUGAUCUGUGAUGUUGUUUAUUUGUGUGGUUAAUGAAGUAGAGAUUUUAUAAGGUGUGAUGAUCUGUAAUGUUGUUUAUUUUUGUGGUUGAUGAGCUAGAGAUUUUAUAAGGUGUGAUGAUCUGUAAUGGGUUUUUUUGUGUGUGUGGUUGAUGAGGUAGAGAUUUGAUCUGUAAUGUUUUUUUGUGUGGUUGAUGAGGUAGAGAUUUUAUACGGUGUAAUGGUCUGUAAUUUUGUUUUUCUUUGGUUAAUGAGUUAGAGAUUUUAUAAGGUGUGAUGAUCUGUAAUGUUUUUUUUUUGUGUGUGGUUGAUGAGGUAGAGAUUUUAUAGGGUGUAAUGUUGUUUUUUUGUGUGGUUAAUGAGGUAGAGAUUUUAUAAGGUGUAAUGAUCUGCAAUGUUUUUUUUGUGUGGUUAAUGAGGUAGAGAUUUUAUAAGGUGUGAUGAUCUGUAAUGUUGUUUAUUUUUGUGUUUGAUGAGGUAGAGAUUUUAUAAGGUGAUGAUCUGUAAUGUUGUUUUUGUGUGGUUGAUGAGCUAGAGAUUUUAUAAGGUGUGAUGAUCUGUAAUGGGUUUUUUUGUGUGUGUGGUUGAUGAGGUAGAGGUUUGAUCUGUAAUGUUGUUUUUUUUUUUGUGUGGUUGAUGAGGUAGAGAUUUUAUAAGGUGUAGUGCUCUGUAAUUUUGUUUUUCUUUGGUUAAUGAGUUAGAGAUUUUAUAAGGUGUGAUGAUCUGUAAUGUUUUUUUUGUGUGUGUGUGGUUGAUGAGGUAGAGAUUUUAUAGGGUGUAAUGGUCUGUCAUGUUGUUUUUUGUGUGGUUAAUGAGGUAGAGAUUUUAUAAGGUGUAAUGAUCUGCAAUGUUGUUUUUUUGUGUGGUUAAUGAGGUAGAGAUUUUAUAAGGUGUAAUGAUCUGUAAUGUUGUUUUUUUGUGUGGUUAAUGUCGUAGAGAUUUUAUAAGUUGUAAUAAUCUGUAAUGUUGUUUUUUGUGUGGUUGAUGAGGUAGAGAUUUUAAAAGGUGUAAUGAUCUGUAAUCUUGUUUUUGUGUAGUUAAUGUGGUAUAGAUUUUAUAAGGUGUAAUGAUCUGUAAUGUUGUUUUUUUGUGUGGUUAAUGUGGUAGAGAUUUUAUAAGUUGUAAUGAUCUGUAAUGUUGUUUUUUGUGUGGUUGAUGAGGUAGAGAUUUUAUAAGGUGUAAUGAUCUGUAAUCUUGUUUUUGUGUGGUUAAUGUGGUAGAGAUUUUAUAAGGUGUAAUGAUCUGUAAUGUUGUUUUUUGUUUGGUUGAUGUAGAGAUUUUAGAAGGUAUUAUGAUCUGUAAUGUUUUUUUCUUUUGGUUGAUGAGGUGAAGUUGGAUGACCUGUAAAUAUUUUUACAUUUUUUUUGUGAUUUAUUAGUUUUUAGUAUGAUAUUUUUUUAUUUACUAUUCUUACAUUUAUAAACUGUCAAUUAUUAAUUUCAUUAUUUUCUUUUUAGAAUACAAGUGCCUGUGAUUAAUUUAGAUAAAGCAUUCAGCUUAGGCCUUUUCAGUGUAUUGAUUAUGUAACCAGUGAAACCUGAGGGCAAUCUCCAUGUAAGAUUAGAGAUGUAUAAGUACACACAAACUUAGGAAACUGGUUAUCUUUUUUUGUUGUGCAAAAGAUAUGGAAGCUAAAUGGGUGAAUUAAAGAUGUUAUAUGGUUAUAAAUAUUUUUAAAAAUCAAAAGCAAUUAUAAUUUUGGUGUUUUUAUCCAGUUAUAUAAUUCAUUGAUGUCAACAGAGAGGAGGCAUGUGUGAUGGGCAUUCUGUAUCAAUACAACUAUACAUCUAUUGUUAUGAAAAAACUAAAAUCUUGAAUACUCUAUUUUGUUAAACAAUUUAUUAUCUCUACCAAGGAAGCUAUUUAACACCCCUGUCUGUCUGUCAGUUAGCAAGAUUACAAAAAAAAACUAAUGAAUGGAUCAUCAUACAAUUUAGUGGAGUGAUACAUAAUAAUCUAAUUCUAAGAAUGAGAUAAUUAGCUUUUAGGGAGCAAAGAUCAAGGUCACAGAAUUUGAAUUUUUACCCUCAAGCAUAACAAAAAGUAAGGGGAACCAUAGAGAAAGAAAAUUAUGGGGGGAACAUACACUGCAUACACGGCCAGUGUAUUGUCUUGUAUUCAGGCACAGGGCCGAUGCAUGCACCCUAUGGAGUGACUGCUCUAGUUUAAAUUAAGUAAUUGUUUAUUUGUUUAUUGGGGUUUUUUUCACACAAUUGAAAUAAAUUUUACAAUAUAAUGGGAAAAUAAGGUAAAGUAUUUCACAGUAACGCUGUGAAAUACUGACAACUCAACUUUCUUUUUUUUUUCUUUUUUGAAUUGAUCUAGAAUCUCAAACAAACAAACAUCAAAUGUAGAGAAUUUAGCAAGUUUCCUUGCUAUUGCAGUUUUUUUUGUACAUUUUCCUCUGUGAUUGGCUGCAAAUGAUAAAUUCUUUGAACUUUUAAUGUAGCUUUCAUAUUUCUUACACACACAAAAACAAAAUAUUUGCAGUAUUCUAAGUUGCUAUGUAUUUAUUCUACUAUCACAAACCUUUUGCCUAUUAAUUGUCUACAUAAUCAAAACAGUGACAGGUGUAUAUAAAUAUACUACUAUAGUAAAGUGUAGUGUUUGUAUGGUAUAUUAUUUCAGCUUAGUUAAUUUAUGGUCUUUUGGUUAUAUUUUUUUAUUUGUAAUGGUUGAAUAAUGAUAUAUAAUUUUAUUUACUUAGUCCCACCAUAUUUUUCUUAAAGUGUUUCAUUAAUCAGCUUGUCUCCCCGGUUUUGUUUGGUGCUCUUUUUUUUUUAACCUAAGUCACAAAUAAGAAUCCAUGUUUCCUUCAAAUUAUAUAUAAUUGAACCAUAGAAAAUAUGUAAUGAAUAGUUUAUAACUUUUAAAUUGAUUUUUUUUAAAUUCUGUUUUGUGUGUUGUUUAUGUUCUUUUCUAUAUAAUAAGAGUAAAGGAGUCCAUAACCAUCUACCUUGGUUGGGGCUGAGAUGAGCUAAUUGGCACCUUCUCUAGACCUACAUCUAAAAGCAUAAAAAAGUAUGGAUGUUGGCUGUUUUCCAAUUGGAGCAAGUAGUGCCAAAACAAGAAGUAAACAGAACAAAUUAGCAAGAAAAAAAAAAUUCCCAAAGUUAACAUGCCAAACUUGGUUGUAAACAAUUUUCCACAAAUAGGAAUCUUUGGAUAUUAACUUAAUAUUUGGCUGAAAAUUCUUUCAAGGAGGAAUCUUUUGACCUUCAGUUUUGGUGACCAAAAUUUGAGUCGCUACCCGUAAAUUCAGAACUAGAGAUUUAUAAUAUUACAUUACAUUGGUUGAUAUAGUAAACACUGUAUGUAAUAUUGCAUUAAGUUGGUUGAUUGUAACAUUAAUGUGAUGUUACACUUUAUUACCUUAGGCCAGACUUUUUUUAUACCUUGUUUAGCAAACCCACUUAUCACCAAAAAUGGUGAUUUUGAAUAAAAAGUAAAAUGUUAUUUUUGGCCAGUUAUCGCAUCCUGUUUAUUCGUAAAAAAAUAAAAUGUUACAUUUAUUUCGCAAAACAAUGGUCAUUCAGAGAUAGAAUAUAAUUGAGUGCAUGAAAAGUUGUAUGUGCACAACAGAGUGCUAUCUUGUCCCUAUUACCAAUAGUUCCAUCAAUUGUAUUAACUGUAUUAAUUAUUGAAUUGUUAUUGGAAAAGUGUCUUUGUAAAUAUGUGAUUGGAUCAUGCUCUUUGCUUGUAGUUUACAGAUUUACAUUGUUAAAGCUCAUUACUAACAAAAUCCUGUCUUUCAAUUUUCCAACAACCUUACCUUGAAGUGUUGCUAGUUUUACAUAUUUUGUUAAGAUUUGUGUAAUCACCAUGAACUCAUGAAGAGUAUUCAUUUCUGCUGCUUAUCUGAAAUGCAUUAAGUUUGAUUGCAUUUGUUAAACAAAACAUAUUUUUGUAUUGCUCAUUACUAAAUUAUAGUAUUUAAUUCUAUAUGAAGGUGUCCUUAAAGAUUUUAUAAAUCUUGUGAAAUUCUCUUGAAAUGUGCAUAAAAUAAAAGAACUACAUUUUUUCAUUAAAUUGUAUGCAGAAUCAUGGUAAAAUGGUUAGUCAAUAAUAAUAAUAACAAUUCUUAAUUUUUGAUUGACAACUAAUUGCCAAAAAACAUUCAUAUGAUAAAUGAAUUGAUAGUAUUGAAAUAUAUUUUUAAAAUAUGACAGAAUUAAUUAUGAAAAGUUUAUAAUUAUUUAUUCCCUUCCAAAUAUCAUCAUCAUGAUGAUCGUAAUAAUGUUCUUUAAUAUAAUGUAAUUGAAAAAAAAUGUAUUCUAAUCCAAAUGAUUAUUUUUUUAUGUCAAAAAACAUGAAUGUCUUGGUGAUGUAUUCCUUGUUUUACUACUGUUUGAAUAUUAGAGUAUAUAUGAUAAGAUUAUCAGUUGCUAGAAUUUGUACAAUUCUAUUUGUUGGAAUGUCUAACUAAGAAUACCUGGUAUACUGGUUCAGUUUAACAUACUGUCAGUUAAUAUGAAUAUUCAAAUUUUGUAUGAGACAUCAGCAAAUCAGAUUGUACAUAACCAAUUAACCAUUGAUAUUUCAGUAACAAAUUGUUACAUUUUUACAAUUCACCCUCAUUUUUCAAGAUGCGCUUUGUUUAUCACAGUGCACCCUUGUUUAUCAAGCUGUGCCCUUGUUGAAAUGUUUGUCUUUGCUUUUGAAAAUUAUAACAUUUCUAAUAUAUAGCGGCUUGAAAAUUAAUGCAAGGUAUUAUGUAUGUAUUAUACAUUUAUAGUUGGUUUUUUUUAUCCUGUAAUUUACAUAAAUGUUGUGGUGUUGGUUAAUAAAUUAAUGAUGCAUAAAUACAA